AAUAAUCACAAUGCAAUUUAUACAAGGAUCCAAAAGAAAAGUGGAUAAAAUCGGCCAAAACGUUAAGGCCUCGUGACGUUCGCUCAAGCUUCUUCUCUUGCUGUAACUGAAGCGGCAUGGCUUUAGACUGCUGCCUGAGCAGCACCCCCUUUCAAAGUCUGCAACUUGCUGCAGUUCCCCAUUCAUCUUCCUUACGCCUUGUUUUCCGAACAGCCCAUAGCAUUCCAACCAGUUCCCUUCUUUCCCUUGGCUACUUACUCAAACUACCAUUGCCACGUCUCACUAGACCUCUUUCAAACUCUGCUGCCGUCCAGACAUCUCCCGCUUCAUCGUAUUCAACAUCGAAGACCCUGGACGACAAAGGUGGUAAUGCUCCGUGGAAGGCAGCUAUAGACUUCAAGUGGAUAAGGGAUAAUAAGGAAGCAGUCGCCGCCAACAUAAAGAAUCGAAACUCUAAUGCGAAUUUAGACCUUGUGCUUGAGAUAUAUGAGAAAACGUUUAAUCUUCAGAAGGAAGUUGAGAGAGUUCGUGGGGAAAGGAAUGCGGUAGCCAACAAGAUGAAAGGAAAAAUGGAACAAUCAGAGCGUCAGAGACUCAUUGAGGAAGGAAAAUGUCUGAAGGAUCAGCUGACUGCUUUGGAAGAAGAGCUUGUCAAGCUUACCGAUGAGCUCCAACAGGAAGCACAGUGUUUACCGAAUAUGACUCAUCCAGAUGUUCCAAUAGGAGGGGAAGAUAGUUCAACAAUAAGGAAGAUGGUUGGCAGUCCUCGCAAGUUUAGCUUUGUUCCCAAGGAUCAUCUGCAACUUGGAAAGGAACUUGAUUUUUUUGAUUUUGACGCUGCUGCUGAGGCGUGUGGUUCAAAGUUUUAUUACCUGAAGAAUGAAGCAGUUUUGUUGGAGAUGGGUCUUGUAAAUUGGACACUCUCAGAAGUAAUGAAGAGAGGCUUUACGCCAUUAAUAACUCCUGAAAUCGUUCGCUCCUCUAUUGUUGAAAAAUGUGGAUUUCAACCACGUGGAACUAAUACGCAGGUGUAUUCCAUUGAUGAUGGUGAUCAAUGCCUCAUAGGCACUGCAGAAAUUCCUGUUGCGGGCCUUCACAUGGAUUCAAUACUUGCUGACUCAUUGUUACCAUUGAAAUACGUUGCAUUUUCUCAUUGCUUCCGAACUGAGGCCGGUGCUGCAGGUACAGCAACAAGGGGUCUUUACCGAGUUCACCAGUUCAGCAAGGUUGAGAUGUUUAUUUUUUGCCGCCCUGAGGAGAGUGAACACUACCAUGAGGAGCUUAUUACUAUAGAAGAAGACCUCUUCUUAUCCCUAGGUUUACAUUAUAAAACUUUGGAUAUGGCCUCUGAAGAUUUAGGUGCCCCUGCUCAUCGAAAAUUUGAUGUAGAAGCGUGGAUGCCCGGCUUAGAACGAUUUGGUGAGAUAUCAAGUGCAUCAAACUGCACAGAUUAUCAGAGCCGUCGAUUAGGAAUUCGUUAUCGUCCAUCUGGGCCACCAGCCGCAAACACAAAAAAAGCUAAAGGCAACCUUGCUCCGCCACAGUUUGUACACACGUUAAAUGCAACUGCUUGUGCAGUACCUCGGAUGAUUAUUUGUUUGCUUGAGAAUUACCAGCAAGAAGAUGGAUCUGUGGUCAUCCCUGAGCCCUUGAGGCCCUUCAUGGGUGGCCUUAAAAUCAUAUCUCCAAAAUCUGGAUAAAAUUAGAUUAUUACAUUCACUUCCAUUUGCAGGGCUGUCAGGGCUGUUACGGCAUUAAAGAGGAGAUACAUGAGUUUAUGCAUAGUUGUGGGAGGAAAGUGACUAUGACUUGAUCAGUUGAUCAAAGAGAUUGUCUAUUAUUACAUGGGAUUUUACGAGAUUGCUUAGCAAAUUUGCAACUGAGAUCUAUGAAGUUCACCUGUCAGAGAGAUAUGCUAUUAUGUCAUCAGAACUUUAAGCUGCAUACUCUUUUUGAUGUCAGUUGACUCAAUAUCCUCCAAUUUGAUCCAUGCCUGCCUACGUUUUGCAACAUUCCAUGAAGUAUAAUUCAUGCCUCGUGGAUAGAAGUCACAUGCCAGUUUUCAUUUCCUCGUUUCUUAUUUCUUGUGCCAAACGAUUUACUUAAGUAAACCCCGUCUCGAAGUUUUCCUU
Molecule: messenger RNA, 2132 nt
Organism: Prosopis cineraria
Lineage: Eukaryota; Viridiplantae; Streptophyta; Magnoliopsida; Fabales; Fabaceae
Product: serine--tRNA ligase, chloroplastic/mitochondrial
Exons: 10
Coding region: 117-1700 (527 amino acids)
Biological process (GO): mitochondrial seryl-tRNA aminoacylation
Cellular component (GO): mitochondrion
Molecular function (GO): serine-tRNA ligase activity; ATP binding; tRNA binding
Source: RefSeq, a predicted model, not a curated record